Scophthalmus maximus (turbot) is the source of this 3328-nucleotide messenger RNA. RefSeq names its product prolyl 4-hydroxylase, beta polypeptide (gene p4hb). Gene Ontology annotation, biological process: protein folding; response to endoplasmic reticulum stress. Gene Ontology annotation, molecular function: protein disulfide isomerase activity. The transcript is spliced from 11 exons. The record is from RefSeq and is a predicted model, not a curated record. Gene Ontology annotation, cellular component: endoplasmic reticulum. Lineage: Eukaryota; Metazoa; Chordata; Actinopteri; Pleuronectiformes; Scophthalmidae. The coding region runs from base 247 to 1785 and encodes 512 amino acids.
ACUACGGCUGACCCCUCCGGUUUCUGCGUGCGGUGCCACGUUAGUAGCGGUAGACACAAAAAAAAAUACCAGCUACUCUCCCAAGCCCUUUUUUCAACGAGGAAGAAACCCGUCAACUCGGACCGAUCAACCGCCCCCCCUCCCCCCAACACACACACACACACACACACACACAGCUUUAACCGCAGUCCAACGUGUCCGCAGCUGUCGCCUCUCCGUCGGGAAGAAACACCUUCGACUGCAACUAUGUUGAAGUUUGUGCUCCUCUGCACGCUGGCCGUGGCCGGCAGGGCUGAGGUCGCCGAGGAGGAAGACGUCCUGGUGCUGAAGAAAAGUAACUUCGACGAGGCUCUCGAAGCUCACCCCGACAUCCUGGUGGAAUUCUAUGCCCCAUGGUGUGGUCACUGCAAGGCCCUGGCUCCAGAGUUUGCCAAGGCGGCCAGCAUGCUGAAGGCCGAGGGGUCAGCGAUCCGCAUGGGUAAAGUGGACGCCACUGAGGAGACCGAACUGGCACAAGAAUAUGGCGUCCGGGGAUACCCUACCAUCAAAUUCUUUAAGGGUGGAGAGAAGGAGUCACCCAAAGAGUACUCUGCUGGUAGGCAGGCUGAUGACAUGGUCAACUGGCUGAAGAAGCGCACAGGCCCAGCCGUCGCCCCCCUGGCCGGGGUCACUGAGGCCGAGUCGCUGGUCGCUGACAAUGAGGUGGCAGUCAUUGGAUUCUUUAAGGAUGCCGACUCUGCCGGUGCCAAGGCCUACGAGAAGGCAGCCGAGGCCAUCGAUGACAUUCCUUUCGCCGUGACCUCCGAUGAUGCAGUUUUCGCCAAGUUUGAAGUGUCGACGGACAGUGUUGUGCUCUUCAAGAAGUUUGAUGAGGGGCGCAAUACCUUCGAUGGAGAGCUGAGCAAAGAAAAACUCCUGGCUUUUGUCAAAGCCAACCAGCUGCCUCUGGUCAUUGAGUUCACUGAGCAGACUGCCCCCAAAAUCUUCGGUGGAGAAAUCAAGUCCCACAUCCUCAUGUUUCUGCCAAAAGCUUCUUCAGACUUCCAGGACAAAAUGGACCAGUUUAAGAAAGCUGCAGAGGGAUUCAAGGGCCGGAUCCUCUUCAUUUUCAUUGACAGCGAUGUGGACGACAACCAGCGUAUCUUGGAGUUCUUUGGCCUGAAGAAGGAGGAGUGCCCAGCCAUCCGCCUCAUCACCCUGGAGGACGAGAUGACCAAGUACAAGCCAGAGAGCGACUCCAUCACAGCAGAGAGCAUCACUGCAUUCUGCACACUGUUCACUGAGGGCAAACUCAGGCCCCAUCUCAUGAGCCAGGACAUCCCUGAAGAUUGGGACAAAACCCCUGUCAGAGUGUUGGUGGGCAAGAACUUCGAGGAGGUCGCUUUUGAUCCUACCAAGAACGUCUUUGUGGAAUUCUAUGCACCUUGGUGUGGACACUGCAAACAGCUGACUCCCAUCUGGGAGAAGCUGGCAGAGAAGUAUAAGGACAGUGCUGACACCAUUGUGGCAAAGAUGGACUCCACAGCCAAUGAGAUCGAGGCCGUGAAAGUCCACAGCUUUCCCACUCUCAAGUUCUUCCCCGCAGGAGAAGACCAAAAGGUGAUUGACUACAACGGGGAGAGAACACUGGACGGCUUCACCAAGUUCCUAGAGAGCGGCGGUAAGGACGGCGGCGCCCCCGCAGGAGACGACGAGGACGAGGAUAUGGAUGCAGAGGAUUUGGAUGAUAUUGAAGAACAGGACGAGGACUCUGAUGGUGAGGACGACGGACACGAUGAGUUGUAGGAGCCAGCAGAGGAGAGAGAGAGAGAGAGAGAGAGAGGAGACGAGUCCCGCCCCGCCCCGACCCUUCCAACCAGUCACCAUCACUACCUUCACCUCCUUGUGGACCUUCCCUGUCCUGUGAACAUUAAUACUUCCCCUUUAACUUCCUCUCGGUCAGUCAGCCGGCCUGUUAGCCAGCUCGCCACUCAGUCAGUCAGUCCAUCGGUGGCGCAGCAAGGCCUUUUUGCCAGCCACUUCUCCAACCUCGCAGCUUCUGGUCAGACUUUUCUUGUCCCACCUCUGGGGACUCUGGAACAGCACACCACCUGUAUGGGAGACCUCAAUGCCUUCUCUGCAAAGCUCCACAUCAGCUGUUUGCCUUGUAUAUUUUAAACCAAAUGUAAAAAAAAAAAAAAAAAAAAAAAAAAGAUAGUGGCAUUGAGACCCCAGUUUUCAAAAUGUUUGUCUGUCCUUAUAAAUUUGCUCCCCUCCUUAAAACAAAAAUCAUCUUUCCAUUGUUCAGUGUGGGUACAAGCUGAAUGAGUGUCGUAACUUGUUUCUGGGGAUGCCAGUGUUCUUCUCCCUCUGAUAGAAAUCCAGAGGACCAGAGUUUUGUGUGGUGGUUCGGUAAGGACUGAACUCUCAGGGGACAAGGGGCCAUCCAAUAGAUUUUUUUUUUGAUUUUUUUUUUUAAUUUUGCAAUGUCUUCACUAAAAUACACCCCACAGAGCUUGAGCUGUGGCACAAGGGCCCCCCAUCUGUAGCGGAGACAGGUAACUUUCUUUCUUUUGGUGGGUGAAGGGGGUUUACUUUGUUUCCAUGUCCUUCAUUCCCAAACUAUUUCCCGGUUCACUCUCCUCAUUUCAGCUCGGCUACUGACUAUUAUUUGGGGAAAUCCUAUAUUAUUUUUAUUUAAUUGCUUUCACAAUGAGGUUUUAUUUUUAAUUUGUUUUUUAUUUUAGACUUGUCAUUUUUUCAAUGAUGUACCAUGGUGUACCAGCUCUAGCCAGUUGGCCCUGUUGGGGCAGAGUUGGCCCUCGGACACACUCUCAGACCUUUGGAUGGUUUCUGGUGCCAGUUCUGAUAGGUCGCACUGCAUUCAUGCCUAAUCAGAGAUUCAUCGCGGUUACUAAAGCAGACAGAGAUUGGUACAGUUUGCUGGUCAGGUUGGUCUGAGAGAAGUGUCUUUUAUAUCUGAGAUGGGGAGGGAACAGUUGCACAGCCCCACCUCUCACCCAUACUGUACCUCUGCCAUCCCCUUUGGCUCUACCCAACACCCUUGUUGCCGCAGCGCUGUGAGUUGCGUGUGUGAAUGGUGUAAAGAUUGCUGUGUUGAGUUGGAUGAAUGGUCUGUAUUUUCUUGUUCAUGAACAGGAGAAGUGUGUGUGCGUGUGUGUGUGUGUGUGUGUGUGUGUUGUUUAGCGUGGAAGGGAGGCUUGAGUAGAGCAAGGUGAUGGGUUUGACAGCUGUACAGCAGUAAGGGGGAAAUUAAUAAAGCAUUCCAUCAUAUCCAAAUUGAUGUGGUAAACGUGAAAUGGUGGCCAAUAAACAAAAUACUAAAUAA